Macrobrachium nipponense is the source of this 2212-nucleotide messenger RNA. RefSeq lists its product as uncharacterized. Bases 94 to 588 code for a protein of 164 amino acids. The record is from RefSeq and is a predicted model, not a curated record. The transcript has 2 exons. NCBI's taxonomy places the organism in Eukaryota, Metazoa, Arthropoda, Malacostraca, Decapoda, Palaemonidae.
AUCUUUAAAACGCCCAUGUAACGGAAGGAAAGAGCUCACACGGCAGUUGCGCUUUCCAGAGUCGGACCUUAGAAGUUGGUUGAACUAGCCACCAUGAAUCCCUACGCCCGUUCGUUGCUAACGUGCUUUGCAAUAGUCUUACUAGGUUUCACGCCGGCUACCGUGACGUUCAUCAUACUCCGUUUCUUUCCUUCGGUUAUAUCCUCGGAAAGCGUCUCUGCCAUCGUAUUAAUCGACUUCGCUUGUGCAUGCUGGUCUCUGAUCGUCGGUGACAAAAAGAGGCGAUCCCUUUGGCCGCGUGAACCGGCGUCUACCAUUGACCAGGACGUCGAAGCAGCCGCGGCAGUAACACCAGCAGUCGAGGACAAGCCUCCGGAGUACGAAAAGGUCAUAGAGAAAGCGCCUCCCUACGAGAGCGUCCUAAUGGAAGACGCCUACAAAAACAGGACUAUGAACAGCUCGCUCGUCGCCAAUACAACGAUGAGUCUAGACCGAUUCGAGAAAAAGGACGCUGCUAUCCAGAAAUCCGAUCCAGAUCUGCCAACGUAUGAAGAGGCAGCACGUCUCGUUUGCAAACCGGUAGAAUGAAAACGGUUUUCCUAAUGCAUAGAUAGACUGAAUAUGAUACGAUUUAAGACCUGAUUUUCAAGACAAGGGUCUCAGUCUAAAGGAAAUGCCAGAGGAAAAGAUAAUUUCAUGCGUAGAGCUGAAUUAUGAUUCCUGUGAUGAAUUCAUUCCUUGGGGUGACUGUGGGCAAAAGCUAUGAAAACCCCGAUACAAGACUUCUUGAAUAGCACAGAUACGUAAAAAGAACGUGAAUGGUUCAUUCUAGUUUGAUCUCUCCAUGGGUAAACGAUGCAUAUUUUUAUAAGCUUACCAAAGACUGAUAAAUAUUUAACGUUUUCAAGUCAGAUAUCAUUUGUCUAUAUGAUAUAGGAUCGAAACCCUAUGUCGGCAGGUUUUAACUCCCCUCUCACCUUUUUUGUUGAAAACUGUAAAAACAUGAGCCCUCGGGGAACCAACUGAAGAUGAUUAUUUAUUUAUUUGUUUAUUUUUUGCAAGGCAACAUUCACUGGUACAACUCAAAUUUUCCAUCAUGAUGAGGAAAUAAGCUAAAUUCUGAUUUUCAGCAAGACGUGGAAAACGUCAUCUCGAAUAUUUCUGCUAGGUAUGUAACAUUUCAGUGAAUAAGAUGGUAUACGUGUGUAAGCGAAUUGAUUAAGCAAGAGGCAGGUGUUGUGCAUUGGAAAAGGGGGUUGAAUCCCUAAAAAAAAUAAAAAAAAGACAGGCAAACACAAAACCAGUUGGUGACGUCGUAAUUGUUUUGCAUCAAAAUAAGCACAGCUGAAAUUGAGAACUUAAAAGAGAAAAGGCAAAAACUAGGAAAAUGUUCUAAAGUGAUAUAGAACAAAAUCCAAGCUAGAACAUAAGAACGCAAUAAAAAAAGUUGGUUGGGAGAAAAUUCAAAGUUGUGGCUUAAAGCAAUUGAAAAUAUGAUCUGUAUACCAUGCAGUAAUAUACAUCACCGAGAAACAAGGAAUCAUUGUCAUCUUGGUAAAAUUCGUAACUAUUAUAAGACCUUGCAGCCAGGAAUUCAUCCUCAAUAAAGACUUUUGUUCUUGUACUGAGGUAAGACGUUCUUGCAGUCAUGCAUUUUCCGGCGAUGUCUCAGGCACUUAAGUUUGGAUCUGUCAUCUGAAGAACGGCUGGUCUUCCAGUUUAUACAAGAUCAUGAGGGACACAAAUCUUCUAGUACGUAGAUCAGGCGAAAAGAAGGCACGUGAGCUAUUUGAAAAACAUGAUAUAAUUUCCGAGGCACCUUUUCCAAAGGUGAGCGAGGUCGAACCAAGGAGGUUGGAUCUUACUCCAAGAGUUAGAUGAACUCACGACCUAGACAAAUGGAUCAACUUAAUCCAACCAAGGGCGCGGGGAUUAGACUAAUCGCUGUGGCCUCGGUCUGUCCACGGCCGAGCUGCCUGACAUCCACGCUGCGGAGACUGGAGAAUGUCGUGAUGCUUUGUUCAAUCCUGAUUCUGAUAUCUAAAUCCUCUGAUGCUCCCAGUCUGUUUGACGCUUUUAUAUGUAGAUGGCGUACAAUAGUUCUACUUAGAUUUAGGUAAUAUUUAUAUUACUCUUACUGAGAUAGGCGUAUGGGAAGUUUUGUAACGAAGAAUAAUGCAGAGCAUUGCAUUUAAUAAAAGUUUAUUUGGUU